Molecule: messenger RNA, 661 nt
Organism: Pararge aegeria (speckled wood butterfly)
Lineage: Eukaryota; Metazoa; Arthropoda; Insecta; Lepidoptera; Nymphalidae
Exons: 2
Coding region: 89-661 (190 amino acids)
Source: RefSeq, a predicted model, not a curated record
AAUAUGCUUCAGUGUCAACCAACAAUAAUUCUUAUGGUUUUUCCUGUCAGCAAGUCAAUAAAUUUUAAACUAUUUUGAUUAUUUAUUUAUGUUAUUGGGUAUAAUUAAAAUGGAAGAAGACGAAAUUGAAGAUCAUCAAGAACACGUUGAUCAUCAAGCAUUACCCCUUGGUAAAUGUGUGUGCGACGAUAGCGUGCCAGCACCUACCACCCCAAGUGAAAAAGGUGUAAUUCCAGCAAGAAAACAGUACAUGCUUAGUACUGUUGCAAGAACAGAAAAUUAUCUUCGAGAAUAUCGUAUUCCAGAGUUAAUUCGAUAUUUUCUUGCUAUGAUAUUAGCUCAUUUACCAGAAAGUCCUAUUGUUUUUCUCGAAAAAUUACUUGAUGAUUGUAUGCUCUUUCGUGCAGGACAUGGAGUGGCACCAGUACUUUAUGAAAAAAGGCACUUGGAGGCUGUGAUAAAAAGCUUUGAUCCUGGUCAGAGAGGAUGGCUAAGCGCUGGUCAAGUCCAGCGCCUUUACGCAACUUUAGAAUUUACUGGUGAAGAGUUAUCUGAAGAGAGAACAUCAUGCAAUGUUUUGUUGGACAAUUUGAAAAGAACUCAAGAAAUGGAAUUAUUACAGUUGCUAACAGUUUGUGUAGGAGUCGUUAAUAAAAAUUAA